UAUAGCAUUGACCCUUGUUUAGUCGAGUGCGCGCCACGAUAGCUCUCCCGCUCCGCUCCUCAGUCGGUUUAGUAAUGUGUGCGUUCGCGAAGUUCGUGCUUCUCGCGCUUGUGGCUCACGCCCACGGGCUCGUAACCGUCAACAUGGAGCGCUCGCCGCCACCCCUCGUCGUCAACACCUGGCCCUUUCUCAACGCUACCAUUCAGGCGUGGAGAAGCGUCUUUGUUGAAAAAAGAAACGCGAUUGAUUCAGUUGUGCGGGGUUGCAGUACGUGCGAAGAGGAGCAAUGCGACGGGACUGUGGGUUACGGGGGAAGCCCCGACGAGAAUGGGGAGACAACCCUCGAUGCCAUGAUUAUGGAUGGAGCAACGAUGAACGUGGGAGCAGUGGGCGCGUUGCGUCGCGUGAAAGAUGCAAUUGCAGUUGCCAAAUCCGUUUUAGAACACACAACGCACACAUUACUGGUCGGGGACCAAGCAACGGAUUUUGCAGAAAAAAUGGGCUUCCGGACAGAAAAUUUGACGACUGAGAACUCUGUCAUCAUUUUCAACAAUUGGAUCAGGAGGAACUGUCAACCAAAUAACUGGGUGGACGUUUCUCCCAACCCACGGCAAGUGUGUGGACCUUACUCUCCAAGCAAUCAAAGUGCAAAAGUGCUAGACGAAUCUCCCAAUGAAAUAGACAAGGGCCACGACACCAUCGGAAUGAUUGUCAUUGACUUUGAAGGUGACAUUGCUGCUGGCACGUCAACGAAUGGAUUGAGGCACAAAAUACCUGGACGAGUUGGAGAUUCGCCAGUGCCAGGAUCAGGAGCAUACGCGGACAACAAAGUUGGCGCCGCUUGUGCUACCGGAGAUGGGGACAUUUUUAUGCGCUUUUUGCCCAGCUUUUUAGCAGUUGAAGAAAUGCGUAGGGGAGCAAGCCCAAAACAGGCAGCUGAAGUCGCAAUAGGAAGGAUUACCGAGCACUACCCUGACACUAUGGGUGCGGUAAUUGCCGCUAACAAGUUUGGCGAUUACGGCGCUGCGUGCAGCGGAAUGAAGAAUUUCACGUAUUGCGUGGCUAACUCCGACAUUGGUGGGCCUAAUCUUGUCACUAUUGACUGCAUGGCGCGCGUGACGCCAACCAGGCUGAUAAAUAAUUGAACAGGAAUAAUCAAGAGUACUCACCGAUUCCAAAUCUUCCCGAGCUCCUUCUUUUAAGCACUGGUGCCGAGAACUGUCGGCUGUACACCUUUUCUUUGUCAAUCACACUACUGCUACCUGUAAAAAUAAGAUUUUAAUUUAAUUCAAAGACAAUUUAAAAGCUAUAAAAAUGCUGAGCAAAUAUUUCAUGCGCGCAAGUAUUGUAAAAAUUGAAUAUCCAAUAAAGUUAUAAGAAUAUAAUUUAAAAUUUAUAAA
Cloeon dipterum is the source of this 1400-nucleotide messenger RNA. RefSeq names its product N(4)-(Beta-N-acetylglucosaminyl)-L-asparaginase-like. The transcript has 6 exons. The coding region runs from base 75 to 1145 and encodes 356 amino acids. Gene Ontology annotation, cellular component: lysosome; cytoplasm. Gene Ontology annotation, molecular function: beta-aspartyl-peptidase activity; N4-(beta-N-acetylglucosaminyl)-L-asparaginase activity; asparaginase activity. Gene Ontology annotation, biological process: protein deglycosylation. The record is from RefSeq and is a predicted model, not a curated record. Lineage: Eukaryota; Metazoa; Arthropoda; Insecta; Ephemeroptera; Baetidae.